Messenger RNA from Daktulosphaira vitifoliae (grape phylloxera), 3226 nucleotides. It is a transcript of the gene ich, whose product is annotated as ichor. The coding region runs from base 913 to 2283 and encodes 456 amino acids. Gene Ontology annotation, molecular function: RNA polymerase II cis-regulatory region sequence-specific DNA binding; histone deacetylase binding; DNA-binding transcription factor activity, RNA polymerase II-specific. Gene Ontology annotation, cellular component: cytoplasm; nucleus. The transcript has 4 exons. The record is from RefSeq and is a predicted model, not a curated record. NCBI's taxonomy places the organism in Eukaryota, Metazoa, Arthropoda, Insecta, Hemiptera, Phylloxeridae. Gene Ontology annotation, biological process: regulation of transcription by RNA polymerase II; cell fate commitment; embryo development.
GCGCAUACGCGUCAAUACACUCGGUGCGCAUAGUAUCUCGUGGACGCGCCGGACGUGGAUUUAUGCCGACAAGUCGCAGUCGCCGUCAUCGUUACCGUCAAAGUCUCUUUGAACUUGUUACCCCUCGUGUAAGUGUAUAUCGUAGUCUUGAAGUAAAUUUUUGGUUUAAUUAAAUCUUUCAUCGAGGACAAUUUUCUCGAAUUAAAAUUUGUUUUGAAAUAUUGUCGAUCGCGAGUGCGACGGUAUUCCGAGUGCGGUCCGACGGGAUAAAUCAUAAGAACAGUGCGGCGUCGAUUGUGCGAAUUUCUUCUUCACUCUGCAGCAUAAAAAAAUAUUAUAACCACGGGGUCUGCGAACGCAAUGAAAGACUUCCGCGAUUAUUUUCCAUCGCUUUAACAGUGAACAUCGUCGAAUGUUGUUUAUGUUUUAUUAUUAAUAAUUUUAUAUCAAUAAUCGGUAUUCAAAAUUGAACUUGUGAAAAAUGUCAAUUUUUUUUUUUUUUUGUAAUUUUUUCUCGGGGGGAAUGACCGUCGACGAGGACUCGCCCUUUAAUGAGCAACAGGGUAUACCUUGUCAUUCGUAGACGUCGUUCAAACACCAACCAGACGCAUCUGUUUAUUAAACGGUGCGCAAACACCCGUAGAAGAUUACCACCAGCCAACUAUCAGACUUGCACUGCGUACGACUAUCAAGAGCCGAGAUAUUAUGCGAGUUGCGUAUAUGCCGCUGCCUCAUCGGUCGAGAUGAAAUCGUCCGAAGACAACAAACACUGUGUAGGUCCUGACAAACCGCACAUUCCUACAAACUCUUGGAAGAGUGCUGGAUGAUAGUAUCUAUCGGGGCAGCCAGUUAGCAGAACCUCCCCAACUGGAUCCAGAGUGGCUGAGGGCGGAGACGAGUGGCAACCCCGUAAUGCGUUUGUCCAACGGUAACGAAGCAACUACAGAAUCAAUGGUGGAAAUGUUGCAGUUUAACGAACAUUUCCUCGAUGCGGAUGGGGCGAAAUUUAUGCUGAAUCCCGCGGAGUUGGACGAUUUACUGGGACGUGAUCAGUAUGCUACCGACGGUUCACCGGUACAAGUGCCGUCCCAACAACAACAGCAACACAACCAACAGCCGAGUAAUCUCGAGCCGAACAACAAGUCGACAGCGAAUUUUGCCGACCUAAAACCACUGAUGCCGUUCCAUACAAUCACCGAGCGGGUCAACAUAAACGGUAUACCCGGUCACCAUUAUCAAUCGAUAGCAGCUAACAAUCGAGUAGUGGAAAACAACAACAACACUGCCACGGCAAACAAUAAUAUGGCGUACUAUCAUCCAAAUGAAUAUCUGGUCACGUCAUCGACCAAUUCGAGCUUGCCGAAAUUCAAAGAGGAAGUCGAUACAUUCGUAGACAAUCAGUUUGACGAAUUCGAAAUGUUAAUGAGGAGUCCAUCGUUCGGCCCCGACACUACGGUGUCGGCUAGCGAUCAUCCAGUGGAUGGACCAGAUGAAUGGCUCGGCGUUAGUGACGAGUGGCCUUCUUACGACCAUCCUGAUGGAUCACCACAAGACAACAAGACCGGCAUAUUGGCCGACGUCACAAUUCAAGAAUUAGUAGCUAGUUCACAGUUUACUGGCAUACCUAACGACGGUUACCACCAGCCACCGAUGCAGAAACCCUUGUACCAACAACAAUCGCCACAACAACAGCAACCUCAACCACGUGACAUGGUCACGUCUAACAUGCCGCCGGUUCCACGACCUGGUGCAGCUGCUUUUAUGCCGCUUUUGCAAAGUCGACUACAAAACGGGCCUGCCAAAGCGCCACAGGACUAUCACAUGGAGUGCGCGUCAUCGCCUUCGUCGUCCACCCCGUCGUACUUGGCGCACAGCCCGACAAGUCACGUAGUCAGUACUACCGAUCUGGGAUACAUACCUUCUGUUCACAGUUCGAGGCCGUCGCCGGAAUUCGCGCAUACUACUACACCCGGGCAGGGACACAUGGCCGUGAAAAAGUCCAGGAACAGGAGCAAGGCCAAAGGAAACAGUGGCGGCGGCGGCGGUCAAACUGCCAGGAACACCAUGGUGUACGUUUCCGACGGCAACGUGGCCCGCGAACGGACCGUACACAACUGUCACAUUUGCAAUCGUGGAUUCCUGAACAAGAGCAACAUCAAAGUGCAUUUAAGGACACACACGGGCGAAAAACCGUUCAGGUGCGAAGUAUGUCAAAAAGCGUUUAGACAAAAGGCCCAUCUCAUUAAACACGCGCAAAUACACAAACGUAGCGGCAGGGACUGAAUCAUAAGGUACCGAAACGAUUUUUAAACUUCAUAUCAACGUUUUCAUCGUCCCUUAAGUAUUCUGUCUCUCUCACUCCUAUAAUUUAUUGUAUUUAACGCGUUUUCGUUAAAAAAAUUUGACCAAAGAUAAUAAAAAAAAAAAAUUAACGAUCGUAUACAUGCUAUGAGGAUAUAUAGAAUUUUGUGUUGUGACAAGGUUGUUUAGACUCGUUGAAUCUCAUACCAAUUUUGUAAAUCCCACGUGCACUCGACGGGUGGGGGGGAAUCAACGAUUAGUUAUUAUAAAGAAGUACAAAAAGAAACUUUGUUUUGUGAAUACUUAAUAUUAUUAAUUAUUAUAAUACUGUUUAUAUGUUAUUUUAUGUAUGUGUCAAUGACCACUUCGAUUAGGGAGAAAAUUAAGUUGUUUACGAUUAGUGUAUUUAAUUUUAAUGAUUUGUUUUUUGUUAUUUAUUCGACGUCCUCGGUCAUUUACUAAUUUAUUAUUGUCAUUUAAAACAACUCUGAUCUUUUUUGAAAAAUAUAUUAUCUUAACAAACGCAUAGUUUCCAUUAAUUUAUUUUGACCUGGGGACGUCAUUAUUAAUGUAAUAUCAAUUUUAAUAUUACGUAGUUUUAGGUAAUGUCCACUUGCAAUUUAUUCUAUAAAUCACAACCGUUAAGAUUAUAUGUGUACGCUUUUGUAUAUAAAAUUAUAUACUUAUUUGAAACCCUCUGCAAGAAGGUGUAUCCUUAACCUAUUGUUUCCCCAGUAUUUUUAUUUUUUUCAUAAAACAAACCCUUGUAUAGUUUUGACUCGAUUUCGUUUUAUACUUAUUUAUUUGUGUAUUAAAUUUAAUUAGUUUAUAAUUGUUUAUAAGUUUAAAAAUUUUCCCCUUACAUUACCCGUAUAGUAUUUAAUAUCUCAAUAGUCGUUAAUUUAUUGUAUUGUAUUUUUUUUUU